Cladocopium goreaui is the source of this 3960-nucleotide messenger RNA. NCBI's taxonomy places the organism in Eukaryota, Dinophyceae, Suessiales, Symbiodiniaceae. The record is from the annotation of a GenBank genome assembly.
AUGGACAGCCUUGGGACAAGUCCUUCUCACAUCCCUACACUCUGCCCAGCGAGAAGUCCAUGGCGCGAUCCGAGACGAACCAGACGCUUGACACUUUUUCAAAGCGCCAUGAAGAAACAGCUAGAAAUUCUUCAUGAAUCCAUCUCCGUCAGGAAAUGGAACCCGUACCGCGCGGACAUCGAUGGCCUAAGGGGUGUUGCAGUGAUGGCCGUGGUUCUCUAUCAUCUGAACUCUUCUUGGCUUCCGACAGGUUUGGUGGGAGUGGAUAUAUUUUUCACGAUCUCUGGUUUUGUCGUGACGUCGUCCCUUUGGGGUCAUUUUGAAGAGGACCAGAGCUUAUGCACCUUUUGUUGCGACUUCUUCGCCAGACGUGCCAAGCGCCUGCUCCCAACGGCUCUUCUGGUGAUUGCAUCCACCGCCUUGGCCCUGGCCUUGGUGGCUCCCCAUUGGGAUCCUCGCACCGAACGAUUUCUGCUGGUGGGCCUUUCUGGUACGUUUGCAAAUGCCAACAACUGGCUUGUCUACGAACGUGAUGACUACAUGGAUUUUUUCAGCAACGAUGUCCACGACUACAAUCCCUUUCUGCACCUUUGGUCUCUGGGUGUUGAGGAACAGUUCUACAUCGUGGCACCAUGGCUUCUCUACCACAGUUUGCAGGCGCUGGACAAAGGCAACGGCGCGACGACCUGGAUUUUCCUCACCCUUUCCGUGGCAAGCAUCAUGUUCGGUUGGUGGAUUGACCAGGUGAAGGCUUUUCUAUGUUGUCUCUUACAUCUGGGGCAAAGUCUUGAAGAGACCUGCCCAUUAUCCUCAGAUGGCAGUUGCCAACAAGCGAAGCCAGGUCAGGUUGUGCCAUCCUGCGAAGAGGACAUUGAGCUGAAAGAUCUGGUUGAGAGAGCAAAGCUGCUCUGCAACCCUCGACAUGUACCUGAAAGUGUGCGACCACCCAAGAAGAUCUCAGGCUUGUACUGGCUGAAGGGCCUUCCCCUGCCAGAUAUUGCUGGGUGCUUCAGUACCGGAGAGUGGGAUCAAGCGACAUUGACCUUGAAACUGAUCGUUUGGCGGGACUUUUUCUUCAAGAACGACUUUGCGGGUCGAUCUUUGGCUGGAGCGCUUUACGAGAGUUCCUUCGCCUAUUUGAUCAAGUUCAAGGAUGAUACUCUUUCAGAAGCUGACAUCACUCCGACCACUUCGUCGCGCCUCUUCUCACCCCUUGUGACAGCUUUUGCAUCCAUCAGUUCUUUUCCAUUGAUCGAGGUCACCGGAGUCCCUCCUGGCAAUCGCUAUGCACGGCCAUCCUAUUUUGGCAUCGCCGACUUUAAGGUGCUGACCAACGAGUACGAAGCCUGGAAAAUCCUGGACGCCGAUCUGCACCCGGUCAUGGAUAAUGUGCAGAUGAUGAUGAAACUGUUGCCGCGGCAAAUCGGCGACAAACACCUGGUGAAGUUCUCCGAAGGCCCCUGCGCGGCGGACACCAAAACGGACGCCCGGCGAAGCGAUCGCAGCUGCUCCAGCGGGGUCUUCCUGGAGCUGGCCAAGCAGCCGCGCUUAGGGCUGCUGCAUCAGGAGAUUGAAGGUGGUGAACUGAAACUGCUUCACGCCUUUGCCAGCGGCUGCCAUGCAGAGUAUAGCCUCAUUUGCCGCGAGGGCGUUUUUGAGGUCAAGGAGUCACACCUCUGCAGCAGCGGCCACUUCACCGGUCCGGGCGCAGCGGUGGUGGAGCAAAGCUGGGAACUCUGUUCCUCCAAAGACUUCUCCCUGAGUUUGUUGACGCCCGUGCUGGACCUUGUUUGGGACGUGGAGAUCCCCAUUCAUACGGCCGUGGAAGGAUGUCUGCGGGUAUCCUUGCCAGAAGAUUCUCCAGAGCUGGAGAAGAUCCGGGGCAGCAUGGAGGAACAGAAGAAGGCGUUGAUCCAGAGGAAGAAGGAAGUGGGUGGUUGUCCAACCUUCCGGACCGCCAGUGAUCGCUUGGAACGGGCAAAAGACUUUGAGGGGAGUGGCCUGACAGGAGCCUUCUCGAGGCAAUACCUGAAGCUCCUACAGAAGGAGCUGUCGGAGAGGGCCAAGGUGUGGUCCCAUGCCCCUCCCGGCGCCAACCUGGAGACCUUGAUGGACUCAGCCAUCCACGUCGCCUCACUGGCCACGUUUCUGCCCUAUUUCGCAAAUCGCACCACAGCAUUUCGAAUGUGCGCUGCUCUGAACUGUGGCGAGCCUGUGCCAUUCGUCGACGGACCCAUGCGAUUUCAUUACAAGGAGGUGGCAAAUGUACAGGCUGACCCCAAACAGAAGCGAGUAUGGUCCUUGAUCACAACAGCUCCAGCAGAAGAGUGCCAUGCCCGGACCUUGCCACUGUUUUUCAGCAGUGGAACUCCAGAACACACGCAGUGGCGCAUGCUUCUGGAUGCAGCUGGCUUUGCUGAUAUGCACACCAAGGAGUUGACGUCCGCUUCAUCCUUGCUGGAUGCUGCGUGGUUGGAAAAGGUCCGUCGCGCCAUUGGUCUGAAAUCCAUGCUGCCUCCGCCCACAGAGAUGGAAGUCGCACGUAUCGUUAUCCCUUUGGUCUUCGAGGGCAUUUGGGGAAAGAAGAUGCAAUCCUCUGAUGUCUACAAGAUUCUGCCUUACGUGGAGUUCGGCAAGAUGUGCAUUUUGGGCAAGCGCGGGAAGAGCAUAGGUGUGGUACAACCAAUCGCUGUUGGCGCCAGCAAAUCUGCAGCUAUUGCCUUUGCCAGAGACUCCCCGACUGCUGAAAAGCUGGCCAAGUUGAUCCAAGAACCCAGAUUUUCGGUGCUGAAAACGCUCUUGGAGACCACCGAACAGACAGGUGAGUCACUGCAAGACAAGUUGCUUCGCAACAUUAUUGACGCUUCGCUUUUUGCAGGGGUUCUUGGAACUACGGACAUGACUACCAAGUGUGUGCAGUCCCAAUUCAAGGAUGGAAAUCAUGUGAUGAUGUUCCGCAAGAAUGCUGGUUCCUACUUGCAUGAGUUGAUGAGACUGGAUGCCGCAGUUCAGCAGUUCACCACUGCAUUGGAUAAAGAAGAGACCAUGGUGUUGGAGGGUCACAAGGUGGCCUUCUCUAAGGGGCAACCUGUGAAUAUGGUCAUGGCCACAGCCAACCGAGAUCGCAGCGUCUUCCCAGAUCCAGAUGUUUUUGAUCCUGAUCGGGAGAACCUGGACAUGAUGUUGACCUGGAAUGGACAGUUGAAGCACGUCAUGGCGCGCAACUACAGCGGAGCUCCGCGCUUUUGCCCUGGAUAUCAGCUGUCCAUGAAGGUGGCGAAAGAGGUUUGUGCGCAAUUUACCAAGGACUUGAACCAAUGGGGUGGCUUUCAACGUGAUCACAAGAAGAUUGAAGGAUUAGUGAAGAUCAAGACUCGAGGCUAUUUCGGCAAACAUGCGGCCGUGGCCUAUUUCGAUUUUUCCAAAGACAAGUACUGCCUUACAGAGAAGCACCACCAUGAUGAAUACAUUGGUUGUUUUGAUGAUGAGGAGCUAGAGGUCAUCGAUCCCAACGGCGGCCGUCCCAAGACCCUGGAGGAAGAGUACAACAUGUGCCCGAAGCUGGUUCCAGCGAUGAUGCAAACGAUGUUGCGAGUGCUCGCCAAGCAAGUUGAAACACAUUCCACAAUUGGAUGGAUGUUGGAGAGAUUGCUUGGAAAGAGACCUGAGUCAGAAUCCUUCCACCCAGAUUGGGCCGAUGACUUUGUGAUCGGCUUGUAUGCAGGCAUCAACCUCAUCAGCAUGCCCAUGUAUGCAUCUCGUCAUGCGAACAGCGUCUUUGUGCCUCGCAGAAAGGGCACGGUGGAAGUCUUCUCCGUGGGAAACGUCGUUGCACCCGACGUGGACAUCGACAACCCCAAGUUUGUACCUGUAGAGUGGUACAUCCCACAACCGCUCCUAGAGAUGGGAAUGGUCCCGGCCAUGACCUGCUUCCAUGGUUUCCUGCGGCAGUUGCCCUAG